Messenger RNA from Daucus carota subsp. sativus, 1641 nucleotides. RefSeq lists its product as uncharacterized. Gene Ontology annotation, biological process: SCF-dependent proteasomal ubiquitin-dependent protein catabolic process. Bases 98 to 1342 code for a protein of 414 amino acids. The record is from RefSeq and is a predicted model, not a curated record. The transcript is spliced from 2 exons. Gene Ontology annotation, molecular function: protein binding. Gene Ontology annotation, cellular component: SCF ubiquitin ligase complex. NCBI's taxonomy places the organism in Eukaryota, Viridiplantae, Streptophyta, Magnoliopsida, Apiales, Apiaceae.
AACACAAAGACAACUUCAUCUGACACUAUAAACCGUAGAUACACACAUAUAUCGCCGGCCGUCUGAAACCCACCACCACCGAUCCGAGCAUUAUCCGAUGGGUUCAAAAGUCAACGCCCCAGUUGACCAAAUCUGCAUAAACAACAAGCUAACAGACGAUGAGCUCAUCUCUAUACUCUCAAAACUAGAGACUCAAAAAGACAAGGAAGUGUUUGGAUUGGUGUGUAAGAGAUGGCUCUUCUUACAGAGCAGUCAGAGGAGGAAGCUUUGUGUCCGUGCUGGGCCCCACAUGCUUCAGAAAAUGGCUGCCCGUUUCACCAAUCUUCAUCAUCUUGAUAUGUCUCAGUCUGUGAACAGAUCUUUUUACCCGGGUGUCACUGAUUCUGAUCUUUCUGUGAUUGCUUCUUCUUUUGGGUGUUUGAGGAUUCUUGAGCUUAGGGACCUUAAAGGUAUUACUGAUAUCGGGCUGGCAAAAAUUGGGUCAUUUCUUCCUCAUCUACAGUUCUUAGAUGUAUCUAACUGCAAAAAGCUAACAGACAAGGGGUUGGCAGCUGUUGCUAAGGGCUGUCCUAACUUGAAGAGUUUACAUGUUGGCGGUUGCAGAUAUGUUACGGAUGCACUACUGAAAGCUCUUUCAAUUCAUUGUCACAAUUUAGAAGAAUUGGUUUUGCAAGGUUGCACCUGCAUCACUGAUUCUGGACUGGCCUUUCUGGUUAAGGGGUGUCAAAAGAUAAAGUGUUUAGACUUCAGUAAGUGCAACAAUGUCGGAGACACUGGGAUAUGUGGUAUAUCAAAAACUUGCGCGGCUUCUCUUAAGAUAUUGAAAUUGUCAGAUUGUUAUAAACUGGGAGAUGAAUCUAUGUUAUCAUUGGCGAAAUAUUGCAAUAAUCUCGAGGUUCUCAUUAUUGGUGGCUGCAGGAACUUAUCUGAUAAGUCAAUUAAGUUGGUGGCUACUGCCUGUAGCGUCAAUCUAAAGAUACUUCAGAUGGAUUGGUGUUUGAAUGUUUCGGACUCUUUAGUGAACUGCAUUCUAUUGCAAUGCAGAAGUUUGGAGAUUCUUGACAUUAACUGCUGUGAUGAAGUGACUGAUGCAGCUUUCCAGGGAUUAGGUAGUGAAGGAUCUGAAUUAAGUUUGAAGAUUUUAAAGGUCAGUAACUGUUCGAAGAUUACCGUGGUGGGACUAGGCAUGCUUUUGGGGUCGUGUAAAACUCUAGAAUAUCUUGAUGUUAGGUCAUGCCCCCACAUUCAGAAAUCUGUUUGCGAUGAGGCUGGUUUGCAGUUCCCUACUUGUUGUAAAAUAAAUUUUUCUGGGAGUUUAGCAGAACCUGCUGUGUUGAUAUGACGUCAACAAGAGAACGCCCUGUGAAGGGAGAAUUCCCUUUGUAACAUAUUCACUCAAUUGUUGAUUUCGGUGGAUGGAGAAUGAGUUACCUCAGUACUUGAUAUUGGCUUUCUGUACAGUUGAUCAUCUGCCACUUGACAAUAUAUCUCAGGCUGUGUAUGUUCAUUUUCUGUCCAUUGUUUUGCUCUCUUACUAUUUGCCGUCGACUUUCUUGUUUCAAUUGUUUGUUUAUUAAAUCUGAUAGCGAGUUGUACCAUUAUUCUUUACUGGAUUUGAUGCUAUAACUUUCAUUUGGUCUA